Eremothecium cymbalariae DBVPG#7215 is the source of this 1398-nucleotide messenger RNA. It is a transcript of the gene MCH1, whose product is annotated as Mch1p. The record is from RefSeq and is a predicted model, not a curated record. Gene Ontology annotation, cellular component: membrane. Bases 1 to 1398 code for a protein of 465 amino acids. The transcript has a single exon. NCBI's taxonomy places the organism in Eukaryota, Fungi, Ascomycota, Saccharomycetes, Saccharomycetales, Saccharomycetaceae.
AUGGUUCUGUCUAAUAUUGAAGAUAGGCUGACAUACCACAUCAGAAAAUGCUUGGACGAGUCGCAGCUGGACUGGGAUACUUUACACUUAGCUUCAUUUAUUAUUUCCCUGUUGGCAUGCAUUCCCUCAGGGUUUAUUACCCAAAUUUCUCUUUAUUCAGACACAUGGCGUCAGCAUUUACACUACACUUCCAUGGAGAUCAAUACUUUUUCUAUCGCUGUCAAUUUUGGAGGAUAUAUCGCACCUCCAUUUUUAGGGCUGAUUUGUGAUUCCCAUGGGCCUGUUUUACUGACGUGGAUCUCCUUUAUUGGAUUUGUGCCGACUUAUGCAUAUCUAGCGUGGGUGUUUAUAUCCGGGGAGCCUCACUUUGCCAGCAGUGUAUUUUGCUUUGCUUUAAUUGGUAUAUCUACUAGUGCACUCUACUUUGCUUCCCUCUUUACAUGUCUGAAACUGUAUCCAGAUCAUCAAUUGCUCUCAAUUAGUCUCCCUACCACGUUCUAUGGACUUGCAUCCGUCAUUGGCACUCAGGCUUUAAAACUGCAAUGGUUCAAUAAUGGUCUCCCAUAUCUAGACUUGUCAAGAGUAUUUGGAUUUCUGGUGCUCUGUUAUACAGCAGUAAGCUUUUUCACCUGGGUUUCAUCUAGCUUUACGAGUAUGCUUAAGCUCAAGGCAGGAGAAUCUAUCACUGUCAAUUCGGCCUCCAGCGACAACCAUAGUAAUCAUGAUGAAAACGACCCUCGCCAGCCAUUGCUGUCUCCUAAAGUGCAAUGCAAACUCCAAACCUUUUUCCACGACCCUUAUGUUUACAUAAUGUCUUUCAUCGUUAUGGCAUCUCUCGGACCGCUUGAAAUGUUCUUGACUAACAUGGGUUCGCUGGCAGACCUCGUCCAUCAUCCAUCCGUGCUGUCUUCAUACUCCGUGAUGUCGACAGCAUCACGCCUCCUCUCUGGUGUAAUGCUAGACUUCUGCACUUACUAUGACAUCCCUAAAAUAAUCGUCCUAUGGCUGGCACUGCUCAGUGGUACGGUAGGUCAAUGGCUGGUUUUACCCGCAUUGAAAAGCCCUCAGGCAUCUUCGCCCUUCAUUUGGUCCAGCAUACUCUCCGGAAUCUGUUGCGGAAGUCUCUUCACUGUCCUACCAAUAAUCACUAUCUGUAUUUGGGGUGAAUCUAUCUUUGGAACCGCUUAUGGCUUCUUCAUGUGUGCACCCGCGGUUGGAUCUACUAUUUUUAGUACUCUAUAUGCUACCAUCUUUGACAAGAACUGCACUACUGCUGGUACAAAACUUCCAGAUCCAAUGUGUGUAAGCACUGCAUUACGCAUGUCCGCAUUAUCGCUGGCUCUAAGUCUACUGGUCUCUGUCAUCGCAUAUAUCACCUGCUGGAGACAAAAGGUGUAA